Echinococcus granulosus is the source of this 384-nucleotide messenger RNA. RefSeq lists its product as hypothetical. The record is from RefSeq and is a predicted model, not a curated record. The transcript has 2 exons. NCBI's taxonomy places the organism in Eukaryota, Metazoa, Platyhelminthes, Cestoda, Cyclophyllidea, Taeniidae. Bases 1 to 384 code for a protein of 127 amino acids.
AUGACUACGCAGAACGUCGGCGAUGCCACUUCGGAAGACGGCAGGGGAGGAGAGGAAGCUGAUCAUCAACAGGAUACGGAAGAGGAGUGGGAUGGUGACAAUGAGGGCACGCGUCUUCCCAUCUCAUCGUCAAGUGUGAUGCAGAGUCAUCUUACUCGCCAUUUGUGUGGUGGUGUGUGGUGUCAUAUGGGAUUUACUCAACCUGAAUCUCAGUUGCUUCCAAUCACGAGAAAGUGGCCUGCAGUGACACCGACAAUGAUGACGUUGCUCUUGGCCAUGUUUGAGUUGUGUCGCGGUGAUAAACUGUGUCCGAGCUCCACCAAGCACUUCCGUCCCCUCACCCACGCUAGGGAACCGAAGCCCUCUGGAAAGGGAGGGGGAUGA